Macrosiphum euphorbiae (potato aphid) is the source of this 1476-nucleotide messenger RNA. Lineage: Eukaryota; Metazoa; Arthropoda; Insecta; Hemiptera; Aphididae. The record is from the annotation of a GenBank genome assembly.
AUGAUUAAAAUCGAUAACUUAUCACCUUCAAAAAUGGAUGAUAUUGAAAGUACGUCUGACGAUGAAGAUGAUAAUUUGACAUAUGAACAACAAAGAGAAAAAAGAAUGAAAAAAAAUGAAGAAAUGUUGGAUAUACUUGGUGUAAAUCAGGCUGCAAAAACAUUGGUUAAUUGCUUACAAAAACAGACACCAGUUAAAAAGUCUAAACCUAAAAAUACAAGCUUAAAACCUGAGAGACGUUCAUUGAGAAUAGCUAAUUUGCCUGCAUCUGAAGAUUAUCAUCUCCCUGGGGAAUCUGAAUUAAAAUCUAACAAUUCUGAAAGUUCUAAGAAAUAUGAUUCUUAUGAAACUAAUUUUAAAGAUCAAAGAUCUAUAUCAAUACCAGAAGAAGACUCUGAUUUUGUUGAAAAACUGAAUGAUGACUUAGCCAUUAAAGAAGCUGUUAAAGAUUUUCAUCUGUUACCAAGUCAUAAAUUUGUUCAUGUGUUAAAAAGUCUGGAUAUGUAUACACCAUCACUAAAAGUGUGUGAAAAACGUAUCUACUCUCUUGCAAUUCAUCCAUCGGAAACUUCUUUGAUAGUUGCAGCAGGGGACCUGAGAGGAAACAUAUCAUUGUACAACAAUAGAAAUUCAGAAAUGCGCGAGUAUAGACUUCAUGAUGCUCCUGUUAAUUGCAUUUCAUUUUGCACUUGGGAUCCACACAAGUUGUUUUCAACUAGUCAUGAUGGGUCGGCCAGAUGUGGUGACAUUGUUAAACGAACUUUUGAUGUUAUCUAUAAGACAGACUGGAAGGGUCAAAGUAAAUCAAAAAUGAACCAUGCCACAUGGCACACUGAAUUUGAAAGAAAUCUUCUCAUAGGAAAUGGUUCUGGUCAUGUAGAUUUGGUUGACACACGAACACCAGAUAAAAUUAUUAACACUGCCUGGUGCCAUGAAAGAUCUGUGCGUACAGUUCAAUGCCACCCAUUGGAAAAACAUCACUUUUUAACUUCAUCUGGAAUUGGAGAAGUUUCCUUGUGGGACAUAAGAAAUAUGACUGACCAAUCAAUUAAUCCAGUUUUACAAUUUGAGCAUCCUAAAUCAUUGACAAGUGCAUUUUUUUCUGCCUCUGGUACUAAGAUGGUGUCAACAUGUAACGAUGACAACAUUAGAAUCUUUAAUACUGAUAGAUUAAAUUCAAGUGCUACAAAACCCAUAAACAUUAUUCCACAUAACAAUCAUACAGGACGUUGGCUUUCUGUAUUUAAAGCUAAAUGGAAUCCUGGAAGAGAUAAUGAAUUCUUCGUUGGAUCAAUGCUAUCACCAAAAAGAAUACAAGUUUAUAAUUGUGCCGGACAUGUAUUGCACAAUCUGAUGUCUACAGAUAUGACUACAUAUUGUUCAGUCAUAGAAGUACAUCCCACUCAGGCUAUUUAUGUCGGAGGAAAUGGAUCUGGUCGUUUGCAUAUAUUUAGCACCAAGGAACAACUAACAUAA